Peromyscus maniculatus bairdii (prairie deer mouse) is the source of this 585-nucleotide messenger RNA. The record is from RefSeq and is a predicted model, not a curated record. Lineage: Eukaryota; Metazoa; Chordata; Mammalia; Rodentia; Cricetidae.
AUGGAUAGGUAUUUUUCAAAUCUGGUUUUGAUACUGCAGCUCAUCUCCCUGGUGCUCUUGGCCGCUCUCCUCGUGGCUGUCCUUGUCAAAGGCUCUGACGUUCCUAGCACCCAGGAGCAGGAGCAGCAGCAGGUAAAGCAACACAUCCACCAGGAACUGGACCAACUGAAGGCUGGACUAGACCACUUGUGCCGCCCCUGCCCCUGGGACUGGACUCUCUUCCAAGGAAACUGUUACUUCUUCUCCACAUUCCAACAGAACUGGAAGGAAUCUCUGAUCGCCUGUGAGGAAGUGGGGGCCCAACUUGUUGUCAUCAAGAGUCAUGAGGAGCAGAGCUUCCUGCAGCAGACCUCUAAGAAGAUAGGCUAUGUCUGGAUGGGGCUGUCGGACAUGAAACAGGAAGGCAAAUGGGUGUGGUUGGAUGGUUCACCACUGAAAUGGAGCCAAUAUUGGGCUCCAGGGGAGCCCAACAACGUUUACGAUGAAGACUGUGCAGACUUUUCAGAUAAUGGAUGGAAUGAUAACACAUGUUCCUUAGAGAAAUUCUGGAUCUGCAAGAAGCCUGCAUCUCCCUGCUCUAGGUGA